Aquila chrysaetos chrysaetos is the source of this 901-nucleotide messenger RNA. RefSeq lists its product as uncharacterized. The transcript has 3 exons. The record is from RefSeq and is a predicted model, not a curated record. NCBI's taxonomy places the organism in Eukaryota, Metazoa, Chordata, Aves, Accipitriformes, Accipitridae. The coding region runs from base 1 to 741 and encodes 246 amino acids.
AUGCUCGCUGCUGCUGCUGCUGCUGCCGCUGCCGGAGCGCCGGCCGCUCCGCCCCGCGGCGGCCGGGGAGGGCGGGAGGAGAGGGAGCCGCUCGCCCGCGCCGCCGCCGCCGGAGAAGCCCUGCCCACCCCGGCGACGGUGGAGCUGGGGCGGGGCGCCUGCGCGAGGAGCCGGCUCCGCCGCCGGAUUGGCUGGGCGCAUCGCACGGCCGGGGCUGCGCGCGGUGGGCGGGCUCGGAGCCGUGUAACGGGCGGGCCGGUAACGGCUCCUCGCGCCCCCAGCGCCGGGGCCGAGGGGGAAUCGGGGAGAGCCGGCGGCGGGGGGACCCCGGAGCUGUGGUGCCCGCCCCGAGCCCAAGCUCUCGCUGUCGCCUCGGCUUCGGCGCGAUCGCCCCUCUCGGGUGUCUUCGGCGUGGCUGCGUGGUUUUCGCGUGCCCGGGGUCUUCUGCUUAAUUCGAGGCAGUCAGUGAGAGGGCAGCUCCUUUUUGCCUUCCCGCUACCUGUGCCCCAUAAGCAGCACCAGCAGGAUGAAGUUACACUGAAACAUAUAAGCGGUCAGGAAGUUUUAAAUACUACUUUUCUGGUCUUCGUCACAAUUCAGAAAAAGACAAGACUAAAGCUGAGGAGGAGGGUUAGCACCUGCUGCUCCUUUACCUUCGGGAGCCUGCCGGUUCAACACCUAGCGUAUUCAGUCAUGCCUCUGAAACUUGUUAGGCGUGCAAAUUCGAUGUUUUUACAUUAGUAUGUUAAUUUUCCUCUCACGCCCACCUAAAAAUAUUAGUAGCAUAAUGUAAACUAACUGCACUUUUAUGUUUCUCGCAAUACACAUUUUUAAAGAAAUGUAGCAGCUAGAAGUACUCAUUUCAACUCCAAAAUACCUUCAAGAUAGAGCUCUUAGACUG